Molecule: messenger RNA, 3257 nt
Organism: Ceraceosorus bombacis
Lineage: Eukaryota; Fungi; Basidiomycota; Exobasidiomycetes; Ceraceosorales; Ceraceosoraceae
Source: the annotation of a GenBank genome assembly
AUGCUUCGCGCAGUGCCGCGCCGUUUUGCGGUGCGAGGCGCGCCUCUAGCGAGCCUGAGAGCGCCCGCUCCAGUGACCGCCUGCGCCAGCGCCGCCGCCAGCCUCAGCAGACCGCUGUCCACGAGCGCGGCGACCAGUCGAGCAGCACCCGUUUCUCGACCCAACGCUCCCUCGGCAUCCGACUCGUUCAUGCACACCAACAAUGCCUACUACGUGGAGGAGAUGAGGAGGUUGUGGGAAGAGGAUCCCAAAUCCGUUCAUUCUUCUUGGGACGUCUACUUUAGAGGAAUCGAAAUGGGUAUCAAGAGCGAGGGCGCUUUCAGACCUCCCCCUACGCUCAUGCCUUUGCCUGUAGAUGCACCUCCCAUCGACACCUCCUCCCUCAGCCAAGGCGGCGAAAGCCACGUCGACGAUCAUCUCAAGGUGUGUUCACAUGGCGGCCCAGUCCAAUCGUUCUCGCGCACCGCGAUCUCUGACGCUCUGCUCGUACCGCGCCACAGCUGCAACUCCUUGUCCGCGCCUACCAAGUGCGAGGUCAUCGCAUCGCAGUAUUGGAUCCUUUGGGGAUCUUGCAUCCUGACUUGAGCGAUGCCGUGCCCAAGGAAUUGACCAUUGAGCACUAUGGCUGGUCUGACAAGGACUUGGAUCGUGAGAUGCGAUUGGGACCCGGUCUAUUGCCCAACUUCAUCAAGCACGGCAAGGAUCGCAUGACCAUUCGCGAAGUCAUCGAUGCCGUCAAGCGUAUCUAUUGUGAGUUCCGCGAGUGAAGAUGAUUGCGUGGGCAGCCGUGCUGAUGCGCCGGUGACCACCACGCAGGCGGAUCCAUCGGAGUUCAGUACGUUCACAUUCCCGAUCGCGAAAAGUGUGACUGGCUGCGGGAGCGCAUCGAGCUGCCAGAGCCGUUCAAGUACAGCACGGAAGAGAAGCGCACCAUUCUCGAUAGGCUGAUCUGGUCAGACUCCUUUGAGCGCUUCAUUUCGUCCAAAUAUCCCAACGAGAAGCGUUUCGGCUUGGAAGGUGGCGAGUCGCUGGUACCGGGUGUCAAGUCGCUCAUCGACCGCACCGUCGAGCACGGCGUCAACUCCAUCACCAUCGGUAUGCCUCACCGUGGUCGUCUCAAUGUCCUGGCCAAUGUUAUUCGCAGGCCAGUGGAGGCCAUCUUGCACCAGUUUGCCGGCAAGAGCGACGACGGAGAGGGAGGCGGUGAUGUCAAGUACCACCUAGGUGCCAAUUAUGUGCGUCCAACACCUUCCGGUAAAAAGGUGGCGCUGUCUCUUGUCGCAAAUCCCUCUCACCUGGAAGCAGAAGACCCGCUCGUGAUUGGCAAGACUCGCGCGCUGCAGGACUUUGCGGGUGACACUGCUCGCGAGACCAGCAUGGCUUUGUUGAUGCAUGGAGAUGCCGCUUUUGCUGGACAAGGUGUCGUGUACGAGACGAUGGGCAUGUACAAUCUGCCCAGCUACGCCGUUGGGGGUACGAUCCACAUUGUCGUCAACAACCAAAUUGGCUUCACCACGGAUCCUCGUUUUGCCCGAUCUACGCCCUACCCCAGCGACAUUGCAAAAGCCAUCGACGCACCCAUCUUCCACGUCAACGGCGACGACGUCGAAGCCGUAACGUUUGUCAGCCAGCUGGCCGCCGAUUGGCGCGCGAAGUUCAAAAAGGACGUCGUCAUCGACUUGGUGUGCUACAGAAGACACGGCCACAACGAGACGGAUCAGCCCAGCUUUACGCAACCUAGAAUGUACGAGGCGAUCGCCAAGCAGCAGCCUACACUGACUCAGUACGCUAAGCAGCUGGUCAAGGAGGGAAGCUUUACGGAGCAGGACAUUGAGGAGCACAAAAAGUGGGUUUGGGGUCUGCUCGAGGAAGCUGCGGAGAAAUCGAAGGACUACACGCCGGGAGAGCGCGAAUGGCUGUCCGAGGCGUGGGAUGGUUUCCCUUCGCCCAAGGAGCUCAACGAGCUGAUUCUCGAUCAUAAGGACACUGGUGUAUCCAAGGAGCGCCUGACCGAGAUUGGACAUGCGGUGGCUUCCUACCCCGAAGGUUUCACUGUGCACCGCAACCUUGCCCGUAUUCUCAAGGCGCGCGGCAAGACGGUCGACGAUGGAGAGGGCAUCGACAUGUCCACUGGUGAAGCGCUCGCUUUUGGCUCCCUCGCCCUCGAGGGCAACCACGUGCGCGUGUCUGGUCAAGACGUUGAGCGAGGCACCUUUUCUCAGCGUCAUGCCGUGCUGCACGACCAAAAGACGGAAGAGACUUGGACGCCGCUCAACAAUCUUUCCAAAGAGCAGGCGCCGUUCGUGAUUUGCAACUCUUCCCUCUCCGAAUUUGGCUGCCUCGGAUUCGAGCUGGGCUUUAGUCUUGUGGACCCCAAAAAUUUGACGGUGUGGGAAGCUCAAUUUGGCGACUUUGCCAACAAUGCGCAGUGCAUCAUUGACCAAUUUAUCGCUUCUGGAGAGAGGAAAUGGUUGCAGCGCACGGGUCUUGUGAUGAAUCUGCCUCACGGCUACGACGGACAAGGACCUGAGCACUCUUCCGCCCGUCCAGAGAGGUUCCUGCAGCUGUGCGACGAUCACCCGUUCCACUUUCCUUCGCCGGAAAAGAUGAACCGUCAGCAUCAGGAUAGCAACAUGGCCGUCGUGUACUGCACCACCCCCGCCAACGUCUUUCACGUGCUGCGCAGGCAGGUCCACCGCGAUUUCCGCAAACCCCUCAUCUCCUUUUUCUCCAAAUCGCUCUUGCGCCAUCCUGAAGCUAGAAGCAAGCUGGACGACUUUUUGCCAGGCACUGGAUUCCAACGCUACAUCGCCGAGCCGCACGCUAGCGAGGGCAAGGAUGAAUUGGCACCGCCCGAAGAAAUCAAGAGGCACAUUAUCACCUGCGGACAGACCUACUUUGCCCUGUUGAAUUGGAGGAGGGAAAAGGGAAUCAAGGAUGUGGCAAUCAGUCGCAUCGAGCAAAUCUCUCCCUUUCCCUACGACAUGAUUACGCCUCAUUUGGACAAGUACCCCAAUGCGGAUUUGGCUUACGUGCAGGAAGAACCACUCAAUAACGGUGCUUGGUCUUAUGUCCAACCUAGAUUGAGAACGGCUUGCAGACACACCGAACAUCACAAGGACACCCUCGCCGUUCUGGCUUCCAGACCUCCCUACGCUUCCGUCGCCACCGGCUCCAAGCGCGCCCACCAGGCAGAGGUGGAGCAGUACCUCACCGACGCGUUCAACCUCGAGCGCGUCGCCAGCGACGGUCACUAG